CCGGUGAAAGCUCGUGAAGAGGACAAAGUAUCCCGAGAGCCGCGCUCCGUUCCAUUGUGCACUCUUUCCCGGUUCGCACUUGAACCAUCGGGUUUUCUUCAGUUGUUCAUCAUGCGGGUACGCAGUAUCUUCGUUAGAGAACUCAUCAACGAAUUUCUCGGAACAUUUACGCUCAUAGUAUUUGGAGAAUCUAUCAUGGCCAUAAUCAUCGCAGGGCGGCAGGAACACAACGCAGGAAUUAUCGCCCCCGUCGGGUGGGGCGCUGCUAUCUUCUGCGCGGUUACCGUAUCAGGUGGAGUCUCAGCACACUUAAAUCCGGCUGUAACGUUGGCCUUGGCGUCCGUGAAGAAAUUUCCCAUCAAGAAAGUUCCACUUUUCUUCGUGGCCCAAUACACAGGGGCUUUUCUCGGCGCCGCAGUUGUCUUUGCCAUCUACAGAGAUGCCAUCGCGGCAAUGGACAACGGAGUACGUGCAGUCACUGGCCCGACGGGUACUGCGCCCAUCUUCGCCACGUAUCCACGCGAAGGCAUCUCCACGCUCACUUGUUUCAUUGACCAGGUGGUUGCAACGGGUUUCUUGGUUCUCACUGCAGAAGCCAUCACGGACCCGCGUAACUUUGGAGGGUUACCCAAGCCCUUUUACCCGCUCACACUGGGAUUCAUGAUCACCGCCGAAAUCUUCGCUUUCUCGUACAACUGCAUGGCACCCCUGAAUCCCGCUCGAGAUCUCGGUCCCAGGGUAUUCACAGCGAUCGCCGGAUAUGGCACUGGUGUAUUCAGUGUGCGCAACUACGUGUGGAUGUUUGUGCCAAUAUUCGCGCCUCACGUGGGUGGUGUACUCGGUGCCUGGACAUACAAAGUGUGCGUCGAAGACAACUGGCCCGAAGAAGAGAAUACCGUCGUCCUUCCCGUUACGACAGGUAUAGACGGGGGAGAGAAGCUUAGUUUCAGAGCAGCGUCAAUUCGAGGCACUACACUCUAGCGUCAAUGAGCAGCAGGAGCACCUGUGGACAGCAUCGUAGCGCGGGAACAGAUGAUGUACGAGAAGCAACAGCAGCUGCAGCAGCCUACCAUGCAAGCAUCGCAACCGCUAGCCCGCUAGAGAUCUGCUUACAUCACGUUACAUUACAUUUAGUCACCACAUUGCAUGCUGUAAAUAAAUGAUCACGCGUG
Messenger RNA from Ornithodoros turicata, 1172 nucleotides. Its product is annotated as aquaporin-7-like. The transcript is spliced from 7 exons. Gene Ontology annotation, molecular function: glycerol channel activity; water channel activity. Gene Ontology annotation, cellular component: basolateral plasma membrane; plasma membrane. The coding region runs from base 112 to 981 and encodes 289 amino acids. The record is from RefSeq and is a predicted model, not a curated record. Gene Ontology annotation, biological process: water transport; glycerol transmembrane transport. NCBI's taxonomy places the organism in Eukaryota, Metazoa, Arthropoda, Arachnida, Ixodida, Argasidae.